AUGACCAACGCCGUCAAUCUCGACACGGACGUCAUCGCCCGUGCCGGUCUGGCCGACCCUGAGCACAGCAACCCCGGCAAGAAGUCCCUUGAUGUCUCCCGUGAGAAGGAGACCCUCAAGGAGACCCUCGAGGCCCAUGACGCCAACUCGAGCUCCGACGACGACGAGUGGUGGCCCGACAAGCCCACCGAGGAGGAGCUGCGCACUCUGCGCCGUGUCUCCGGCCCCAUCAAGUGGUCCAUGUGGACGAUCGCCUUCGUAGAACUGUGCGAGCGUUUCUCCUACUACGGAUCCUCGGUGUUGUACACCAACUUCAUCAAGAACCCUCUCCCCGAUGGAUCCCUCACCGGCUCUCCCAUCAUCACCGAUGGCAAGCCCGGUGCUCUGGGCAUGGGAGCCAGAGCCGCCCAGGCUUUGACCCUCUUCAACCAGUUCUUCGCCUACCUCAUGCCUCUUCUUGGUGCCUGGAUUGCUGAUGCCCGCAUGGGUCGUUUCUGGACUCUGCACCUGGCCAUUGGUAUCUCUACCAUUGCCCACGUUAUCCUCGUCAUCUCUUCCAUCCCCGACGUCAUCGUCAAGGCCGACGGAGCCUUCGCUGCCUUCAUCAUUGGUCUUCUCUGCCUAUGUGUUGGUACCGGUUUCUUCAAGGCCAACGUCUCUCCCCUGCUUGCUGAGCAGAAUGAGGACAGCCGCAUGCGUGUUGAGGAGCGCAAUGGCGAGCGUGUCAUUGUUGACCCCGCCGUGACCAACACCCGGGUCUUCCUGUACUUUUACUUCUGUAUCAACGUGGGCUCUUGCACUGGACAGAUCGCCAUGGUCUGGGUAGAGAAGCUUCACAGCUUCUGGCUGGCCUUCCUCAUCCCCACCAUCCUGUUCCUCACUGCCCCCUUCGUCCUCUGGUCCCAGAAGAAGAACUACAAGCUCACUCCCCCCACCGGCUCCCUGCUCUCCAAGUUCCUGCGCAUGUUUUGGUUCGUCCGCAGCCGCUCCAAGGCUUUCAAGUUCGACUGGAAUGUCGCCAAGCCCUCUGGUAUCCCCAUCGCUGAGCGUCCUGCCUGGAUGACCUACGAUGACGCCUGGGUCGACGAAGUCCGCCGUGGUCUCAUGGCCUGCAAGGUCUUCCUCUUCCUGCCCGUCUUCUUCCUCGCCUACAACCAGAUGACCGGUAACCUGACCAUCCAGGCCGGCACCAUGGAGCUCCACGGCGUCCCCAACGACAUCAUCCAGAACCUCAACCCCAUCUCCAUCGUCAUCAUGGUCCCCAUCUUCGACCACCUCCUCUACCCCGGCCUCCGCAGGAUCGGCGUCUCCGCCACCCCCAUCAAGCGUAUGACCGCUGGUUUCAUCGUCGCCGCCCUCUCCAUGGUCGCCGCCGCCGUCAUGCAGUACUACAUCUACGAGAUGAACCCCGACUGCGGCUGGUACGUCACCGACGGCAAGUCCCCCAAGACGGGCGAGACCUGCCCCCCCGCCCCCAUCAACGUCUGGGCUCAGUCCCUCCCCUACAUCCUCGUCGGUAUCGCCGAGAUCCUCACCAAUGUCACCUCGUACGAGUAUGCCUUCUCCAAGGCCCCCGAGAACAUGAAGUCCCUCGUCAUGAGCGUCAACCUCUUCAUGAGCGCCGUCUCCGCCGCCAUCGGCCAGGCCUUUGUGCCCCUCUCCGGCGACCCCCUCCUCGUCUGGAACUACACCACCGUCGCCUGCAUCUCGUUCGUCGGCGGUGUCAUCUUCUGGUUCUGCUUCCGCCACCUCGACGCCGACGAGGACAAGUGGAACAUGCUCAAGAAGUCCGAGUACCUCGGCCAGAACCAGCCCACCGAGACCGCCGCCUCCAAGCAGGUCGAGGCAUAA
Messenger RNA from Clonostachys byssicola, 1851 nucleotides. The record is from the annotation of a GenBank genome assembly. Lineage: Eukaryota; Fungi; Ascomycota; Sordariomycetes; Hypocreales; Bionectriaceae.